AUGGCUCCCAGUCGGCCAGAGAACAAAAAGGAGUCCAGUCCUGGCUCACUCCUCAGCGACGCAGACACCCAGUUCGAAGUCGGCAACCUCGACGAAGCCAUUGCGCUCGCUUCCAAGGCGUUGGAGUCGACUGGCCCCGGAGGUGAUUUCGAGCUCCGGGCGGUAAAUUUGCUGGGUACCCUGUUCGUGGAGUCGGGCGACGUUGAAGAAGGACGCGGCUACUUUGAGCGAGCCAUCAAACUGGACCAAGAUGGCAUGGUGGACGAAAAAGUCGGCGGUGGACCGGACAAGUUUCUCUUCCUGGCACAGCUGAGCGAAGACGGUGGACAGGACAGCGUGCAAUGGUUUGAAAAGGGAGCUUCGGUGCUGCGAAAUCAGAUCCAGAACCUGACUGACCUGGCGAGCAAAACACCCGAGCAGCAGGCCACCCUCGACGAAAAGCAACAAAAGCUGGGCGGCGUGCUGUGCGCCGUAGCAGAGGUAUACAUGACGGAUCUGUCUUGGGAGGAGGACGCCGAGCAGCGGUGCGAGGCCCUGGUGACGGAGGCCAUGAUGAUUGCGCCUAACUCUGCAGAGACGUGGCAGACGGUGGCCAAUGUGCGCAUCUCACAAGAGCGCGUGGGUGAGGCGAAGCAGUCACUCAAGAGGAGUCUCGAGUUAUGGCAAGACUUGCCCCCCGCUCAUCCUGAUAUCCCCGCGUUCCCAACGAGAAUUGGUCUCGCUCGUCUGCUGCUGGAGACCUCAAUGGAAGAGGAGGCACUCAAGGUGUUGGAGCGCCUGGUUACCGAUGAUGAUCAGAGUGUGGAGGCGUGGUACCUGGGCGGGUGGUGUCUGUACAUCUCGGGCGAGAAGCAGCGAGACGCAAAGGGUCAACAGAAUGGCGACGCAAGCGAGGAGUGGAAGUCUACGUGGUCAACAGCGAGAAAGUGGCUGGCACAGUGCCUGAAGCUGUAUGCCAUGCUGGACUAUGAGGAUGACAGGCUAGGCGAGCAUGCAGUCGAGUUGUUUCAGGGGAUUAACAAGGAACUGGGUGAGAUGCCCGAGGGUGAGGAGGAUGACUGGGAUGAUUCAGGGGAUGAGGGUGAUGACAAUGACGAUGAUGAGGAGAUGCAGGGGUGA
This is a messenger RNA of Pochonia chlamydosporia 170, 1119 nucleotides long. RefSeq names its product tetratricopeptide repeat protein. Gene Ontology annotation, molecular function: protein binding. Bases 1 to 1119 code for a protein of 372 amino acids. The transcript has a single exon. Lineage: Eukaryota; Fungi; Ascomycota; Sordariomycetes; Hypocreales; Clavicipitaceae. The record is from RefSeq and is a predicted model, not a curated record.